This is a messenger RNA of Fulvia fulva, 897 nucleotides long. RefSeq names its product Cyclin-L1. The coding region runs from base 1 to 897 and encodes 298 amino acids. Gene Ontology annotation, molecular function: cyclin-dependent protein serine/threonine kinase regulator activity. The record is from RefSeq and is a predicted model, not a curated record. Gene Ontology annotation, biological process: regulation of transcription by RNA polymerase II. Gene Ontology annotation, cellular component: nucleus. The transcript has 2 exons. NCBI's taxonomy places the organism in Eukaryota, Fungi, Ascomycota, Dothideomycetes, Mycosphaerellales, Mycosphaerellaceae.
AUGGCGCCUAUCACGGAGCCUUCCCAUCUACUCAACCCACUCGCCACUUCCCUCCAGCUCGAGACCUCAGCAAGUCAACUCGAUGGCCUGCCUAGCGAGCUCGAGGACUCAGUGCGGUUCGAAACAGCACGACUCACCCAGGCGGCUGGCAUCCUACUUCGUCUGCCUCAGGAAAUAAUCGCUCAAGCCAUCGUCAUUCUGCAGAGGGUUUGGACUGGUCCUGAUGGCGGCAGUCUGCUUGAGCAUGAUUCAAAGGUUACCGCCGCAGCAGCCCUCUUUCUUGCAGCCAAGCCGUCUUCUCAACCUGUGACUCCGAGACAGGUGCUCACGUCAUUCGCCUACCUGACGAGUCUGCCACCCGGGCAGCUUGCGUCGUCCGCGGCAGAGGGCAAGCUGGAUUCGUCAUGGCAUCUGUCAGAAGGCCAGUACGAGAUUAAGGGGAACACACUCUACGAGAUUGAAGCGCACAUCCUCCGCGUACUAGGCUUCCAGACCCAUGUUGCGCUCCCGCACACACUGUGCAUCAACUACCUGCAGACACUAGACGUCUUCCAGUCCUCCGCCGGCACCCUUGUCGCAAAAGCAGCAUUUCAACACCUGAACACGGCCCUGCUAAGCACACAACUUCUCUACCUCACUCACCAGCCCUCGGCACUUGCUACAGCUGCCAUCUACCUAGCUGCGAAGGACGUUGGCGUGAAGCUGCCGGAAGUUGAAUGGUGGGAAGUGUUUGAUCUCGACCGGGAAGAACUUGGAUUCUUAGUCGUUGCGCUCAGAAGUGCCGAAGGCUUUUCCUUGGAGGAGCAGCGAAAGUGGGGUCGGAGGAAAGUGCCAACUUCAGUAGAGGAACUUCAAGCGGAGAUAGAGCGGUCUCGCAUGCUGGAGAAUGGCCAGUAG